Anarrhichthys ocellatus (wolf-eel) is the source of this 1409-nucleotide messenger RNA. It is a transcript of the gene taf12, whose product is annotated as TAF12 RNA polymerase II, TATA box binding protein (TBP)-associated factor. Gene Ontology annotation, biological process: RNA polymerase II preinitiation complex assembly; DNA-templated transcription initiation. The record is from RefSeq and is a predicted model, not a curated record. The coding region runs from base 304 to 702 and encodes 132 amino acids. NCBI's taxonomy places the organism in Eukaryota, Metazoa, Chordata, Actinopteri, Perciformes, Anarhichadidae. Gene Ontology annotation, cellular component: SAGA complex; transcription factor TFIID complex. Gene Ontology annotation, molecular function: TBP-class protein binding; protein heterodimerization activity; DNA binding. The transcript has 6 exons.
UAGACCGAAAGAAAGCGGAAGUAGUGAAAGAUAACCUCUCUAAUUUUUCGAACUGUGCCGAAGCACUCUGAGGGAAUCUGUUGGCAUUAAACUCACUCAUUGUCGCACCGACGCCGAAACAUGGACAGAUAGUGUUUGUUUUAUCGGAUUUACGGAGGUGGUCCCUGCAAACGAUAAUCUAUCACAUCUGUGCCCAUCUUGGACUGUCGCUCCGGACUCUCACACAGACGAACAGUUUUGCUCACUGUUAAAAAAAACAAAAAACCCCACCAGAGUCCCUCCUCUCCUCCUGUGGCCACCAGCAUGGCUAACAGCAUCCCGCCAGCAGUAAAGGUUACUGGGACCCCUGGCCCUGCUGGCAGAAGUAGUCCGGAGGGAUCUCAGGUGCUCAGUAAGAAGAAGCUGCAGGACCUGGUGAGAGAGAUCGACCCGAAUGAGCAGCUGGAUGAGGAUGUUGAGGAGAUGCUGCUGCAAAUUGCAGAUGACUUUAUUGAGAGUGUAGUGACAGCGGCCUGUCAGCUGGCUCGCCAUCGCAAGUCCAACACCCUGGAGGUGAAGGAUGUUCAAUUACAUCUUGAGCGCCAGUGGAACAUGUGGAUUCCUGGUUACGGCUCCGAUGAGAUCCGGCCGUUCAAGAAGGCUUGCACCACAGAGGCUCACAAACAGAGAAUGGCGCUGAUCCGCAAGACAACCAAAAAGUAGAGAGACUGUACACCAAUAUGUUGUACCCACUCUGUGUAUCGUCUUCUUUCUUUUUGAUCAAUGAGGAAGAGAGAGAGAUGGUUUUGGUGUUUAGUUUUUCAUAGUGUCAUUGUCACGUCUCCCUAACUUUUGAGUGUUUUGCCAGCACCAUAGCACAAUAAUGUAAUUGGUGUCUCUGAUUCUGUUUUGUUGCUAUUGAGUUAAGUCUGGUACAACUCCGCAUUUUUGUCAAUAAACAUUUACUGGAAUACUUUGUUUGGAUGAUGUGACCACGGCUGUAUCUGAUUUGCCUUUUGAGACUCUAGAGCGUUUAGAAGCGAAUGUUAAAAGUUGUGUAUGGUGUUAUGUUACCAGUAGUAGGUCAUUAUAACUUUUGAGUAUGUAAGAGAUCAUAGCUCCACUGUUUACUCACUCCACUCACGCUAUUUAUACUUUUUGUUUUGUUAGAGGGUCCAUAAUACCAAAUUCCUACUGCAAAUGGUGGCUACAAACACAGUAAAUUCUCUGUUAUUAGACAUGUUUAUGCUGUUGUGAAUUGUUACUGAUUGUAAUAGGGUUUAUUACUUUAACAUUUAUUUGAACUCUCCAUGUAAAUUGUAUUUUUACUUUCAGCAAAUAUCAAAAUGAUGGAAGAAAUGGUGCUCAGAUGUUGACUUUUCACAAUGUCAGAUUCAAAAAUAAAUGACUGAUCUGUUAUCAAAAAAGAA